AUGAGUGAUACAACACGAUUGAAGAGCACCGUCUACGUGGGUGGUCUUGAUCAGGGUGUAACCGCGCAUACCCUUGCGGAGGCAUUUGUUCCAUUUGGUGAAGUGGUCGACAUCUCACUGCCCAAGCCGGAGCAGCCCAACUCAAACGAGUCUCAUCGCGGAUUCGGAUAUGUGGAAUUUGAUCUACCACAAGACGCCAAAGAGGCAAUCGACAACAUGGAUGGCAGCGAGAUCUACGGGCGCACAAUCAAAGUCGCCGCCGCAAAGCCACAGAAGGACUCCAACGAAGGACUGGGUAGCAAAACUGCGAUUUGGGAACAGGAGGGCUAUUUGGCCAAGCAUGCCGUCAGUGAGGAGGAUCGGGAGGCCACAGAAAGCGCCCAGGCUGCGAGCGCAUCUGCUCAAGACUCUAUGCAGGGCUUGACAGAGCGAGAUGUUGCCGGGCCCAAGCCUGAGUGA
Molecule: messenger RNA, 459 nt
Organism: Penicillium olsonii
Lineage: Eukaryota; Fungi; Ascomycota; Eurotiomycetes; Eurotiales; Aspergillaceae
Source: the annotation of a GenBank genome assembly